ACCCCCUUCCCAGCCUCCACCCGGACCCACCCCCUUUCUUUCGUCCCACGUCGUCGCUACAAGACCCUCUCACUUCGUCUCCGGACUUCGACCAUCGUAGCCACCACACAACCUCUUCGGCCUUCCCCGCAUCCAACACCGAACAACCCUUCUUCACCAUGCCGGUCGAUCUCUCGGGAACAUGGAAGCUUGACAGCAGCGAAAACUUCGAGGAAUUCAUGAAGAAACUUGAAGUGAACAUGGCCCUCCGUAAGAUGGGCGCCCUGGCCAAGCCGACCACUGAGAUCACACAGACUGGGAACCACUUCGUUGUCAAGACGUCCACCACCUUCAAGAACACCGUGGUGGAGUUCGAUAUCGACCAGGAGUUCGACGAGAAAACAGCUGACGACAAGGAGGUCAAGUCCGUGGCUACUUGGGAUGGGGACAAACUAGUGGUGACGCAGAAAAGAGGGCCCCCUAUCGGCGACGUGCUGUACAUCAGGGAGCUGCAGGGGGACGAUGCACUGCUGCUGACCUGCACCGCUGGUGACGUGGUUUGCAAGCGGCACUACAAGAAGAGCAAGUAGAGAGAACCAUCCAACUUCCAGCUACAAAAUGCUGCACAUCGAACAACAUAGGCCUGACCAAGAUCUCACUGUCUGUUUCACUGCGUAGGCACGCCACCUAGCGUCAUUUUCACUAAACGCAGGUUCAACUUGAAAUGAAAAUGCAUGGAACAUGUAAUUUUUCUUUCAACAAAUGCACAGUUUCUAAACGGAACUUGUGAUUUUUCUUUUAAGAUGUAUGCUUUUUAAAGCAAUUUUGCAACUUCAAAUCGGCGACACUCACAAGGGACCUUAUAGCUUUGCUGCUUUUUUUAUCUGAAAAAAGUCGUUGGGUGAAAGUAGUGUAAUUGUCUUUUGAUUGUUUUACCUUCAAUAAAAUGUCACAUUCCUACAAUAUAUGAACGAAAUGGAAGCUUAACUAGUAAGACAGGACAAAGAAUUGUGGAGUAGUUGCUGAAAUAUCAUACACAUGUACAAUGCCGUUGAAUUCAAACACAAAUUGCUCAAUAAACACCAUACAUUCCCUGCUAUAAUAAAGUAUCAGUUCAUUUUCCCUAU
Branchiostoma floridae (Florida lancelet) is the source of this 1106-nucleotide messenger RNA. RefSeq names its product fatty acid-binding protein, brain-like. The transcript has 4 exons. Gene Ontology annotation, cellular component: cytosol; nucleus. Bases 159 to 569 code for a protein of 136 amino acids. Gene Ontology annotation, molecular function: fatty acid binding. The record is from RefSeq and is a predicted model, not a curated record. Gene Ontology annotation, biological process: fatty acid transport. NCBI's taxonomy places the organism in Eukaryota, Metazoa, Chordata, Leptocardii, Amphioxiformes, Branchiostomatidae.